CGAGGUGGCUAUCGGCAUAGGAGAACUGAAUUGGUCGGACGGCAAGCGCACGGAGAGCAAAUUUGGGCUCGAUCGUGCUGGUUUUAUAUAUAAAAUCGGGCACCGUAGGCUGCCCGUAAGUCAUUUAGUGUUCAGCCAGUGUUCGAAGCGCUCGGAUUUUCCUGCCAAAUACUGUAUAUCGCGCUAGGUUCCCCCUACCGAACUAGUGCUGCCGGUCGUCUGUGACCAGUGCCUAUGAUCCGCGUUUCCAUCCGCUGUUGACCGUUGUGGGAGUGUGUGAACGUGUUUCGUGAAGUGAUAGUUUGCUCUGGUCCAUUACCUUUACCAGUGCUGCCAACCGAGGAGGUCCGGAAGGAAGGAUCGGUCGUGAUCAACCCUUUGACGAAAAGGAUUUUCUGUGUGAUCUAGUCUGUGGAACGCUGUGAAAGAAAAUUAAAACUCCAUAGCCACAAUGAAGGUAUUCUCCAUCUGCUUCACACUUCUGAUGUCACUUGUUCUGGUGACGGCACAAAGUUUCGGAAGACCCCUGACGGCGUUUGAUCUAAGCUCGCUGACAGGGGAUUUCGGAGGACCAAGUGCAUUUGCGGAUGCGGACUUCAGCUCCAACCGUCUGACUGCAGUCAGUGGCCGCGAUCCCCGACAGAACCGAGGCCCGGUCGUGUUCCCUCCUCCCCCGACUGAUGGCCCCAUGGAAUCCAGCGGAGUAAUUGUCGGUGCUUCCGGCUAUGGCUUCGUGCCUCCGAGCACUCCCCAAAUGUAUUUUUGAGCUUACAAAUUCCCGGCUAUGACCAACAGGACACUAAACUAGCCAAGUGUUUAGCAAGAGCAAUGUUCGUGAAUAACCAACCGCGACGAUUGGUCGUACUAACCGUCAGAAUAAUCAGGAAUAACAGUAGGCUGAUGCUCGCUAAAACCGUGUUCCCACUUUUCAUUUUUUUUCGCAGACUCUUUCAACUCUGUUUUCAGAAAUCUAAGAUACUUCUAGUCUAGUUCAAUCAUUAGCUGUAACUUCGAGAAUUAGCCUUCUACUCUUCCACGAUCGAGCAACUUUGCCGAUCGGAUCAUCCUUCGACGAAAUACUGAAACAUCCCCCGUUGGUAGGAACUUUAGUAUAGGGAAUAAUUAGAGUUUAGUAGGAGCCAGAAAAAAAUGAAAAUCUUGAAAAAAAAAACAAAUCUUGUCCGGGCCGAAUCUGCUGCCAUAUCCAUUUCUGUAUCCACGAUAGGAAAAGGAUUUACUUUGUUUUGUCGGGCCCUUUGUUUUCGUAUUAAGUCGUACAAGAAAAAGAGCAGCCGGAGGUGCCACCAUUCAGCGUGAGCCCUGUACAAAUCGAGCCCCAAAACAAAAAUAAACGCUCCGAAUAAUCGGGAGAAAGCAAUGAAUUGUAUAGGAAAACUUGUAACAUAGAAAGAUUAACUAUUUUAUUUAAUAAAUUAUUCUAGUUGACAUUGUGAACAACAAAGAAAAUGAAGGAACAUAAAACAAGA
This is a messenger RNA of Malaya genurostris, 1487 nucleotides long. RefSeq names its product E3 ubiquitin-protein ligase Hakai. The record is from RefSeq and is a predicted model, not a curated record. The coding region runs from base 452 to 766 and encodes 104 amino acids. Lineage: Eukaryota; Metazoa; Arthropoda; Insecta; Diptera; Culicidae. The transcript is spliced from 4 exons.